GCAAGCCUGUGAGUCUAGCUAUGGGGCUUAGAGACUGUUCUGGAGUUUGCUGGGACGGGCAAAGCUCCAAAAUGGGAUUUCAUGCUCUUCUUCCUUCCCUGGGCUGUUCCUUCCUGGUUAUCAGCGAUCUCAAAACAGCAUGUCCGGAUUCGCAUCACCAAGAAGAAGGUUGUUGUAAAGAAGCGAAGGAAACUCACUCCCCCCAAAUCCCCAGUGACUACCAAACCUUCAGUGACAACCCCUGAACUCCCCAAGCAGCAAAAACCAGACUGUCCUCCUUUGGGCCUGGAGUCCCUGAGAGUUUCUGAUAGCCAGUUUGAGGCAUCCAGCAGCCAGUCCUUUGGUCUUGGACCCCACCGAGGACGGCUAAACAUCCAGUCAGGCCUGGAGGAUGGUGACCUCUUUGAUGGAGCCUGGUGUGCGGACCAACAGGAUCCUGAGCCGUGGCUGCAGGUAGAUGCGAAACAGCCCACCCGCUUCUCAGGCAUCAUCACUCAGGGCAGGAACUCAAUCUGGAGGUAUGAUUGGGUCACCUCAUUUAAAGUCCAGUUCAGCAAUGACAGUCAGAUCUGGUGGACCAGCAGGAAUCGCAGCAGUGGGAUGGAUGCGGUAUUUCCUGCAAAUUCGGACCCUGAGACCUCAGUGCUGAAUGUUCUGCCAGAGCCCCAGCAAGCCCGCUUCAUCCGCCUGCUGCCCCAGACCUGGUUGCAGGGGGGUGCAGCUUGCCUCCGGGCAGAGAUCCUGGGCUGUCCUGUCUCAGAUCCCAGCAACCCAAUCUCCGAGACCCCCAACCUGGAAUCUACUGAUCAGCUGGACUUCAAGCAUCACAAUUACAAGGCCAUGAGGAAGCUGAUGAAGCAGGUGAAUGAACAGUGCCCCAACAUCACCCGAGUCUACAGCAUUGGGAAGAGCUACCAGGGCCUGAAGCUCUAUGUGAUGGAAUUGUCGGACAAUCCGGGGCAGCAUGAGCUGGGAGAGCCAGAGGUGCGCUAUGUGGCUGGCAUGCAUGGCAACGAAGCCCUGGGCCGGGAGCUUGUGCUGCUCUUCAUGCAGUACCUGUGCCAUGAGUUCCUUCGAGGGGAUCCACGGGUGACCCGGCUGCUCACCGAGACACGCAUCCACCUGCUGCCAUCCAUGAACCCCGAUGGCUAUGAGACAGCCUUCCGGAGGGGCUCGGAGCUGGUGGGAUGGGCAGAGGGCCGCUGGACCCAUCAGAGCAUUGACCUCAAUCACAACUUCGCUGACCUCAACACACCCUUGUGGGAAGCAGAGGAUGACGGACUGGUCCCCAACACUGUCCCCAAUCACCACCUGCCAAUGCCUGCUUACUAUGUCUUGCCCAAUGCUACUGUGGCCCCUGAAACUCGGGCCGUGAUUAAGUGGAUGGAGCGGAUCCCCUUUGUGUUGAGUGCCAAUCUUCAUGGCGGGGAGCUCGUGGUGUCCUACCCCUUCGACAUGACUCGGACCCCGUGGGAGGCCCGUGAACUCACGCCCACCCCGGACGAUGCUGUGUUCCGCUGGCUCAGCACUGUCUAUGCGGGUUCUAAUCGGGCCAUGCAGGAUCCCAACCGCCGGCCCUGCCACUAUGAGGACUUCUCUGUGCAUGGCAACAUCAUCAAUGGUGCUGAUUGGCACACGGUGCCCGGAAGCAUGAACGACUUCAGCUACCUGCACACCAACUGCUUUGAAGUCACAGUAGAGCUGUCCUGUGACAAGUUUCCACAUGAGAGUGAGCUGCCACAGGAGUGGGAGAACAAUAAAGAAGCCCUUCUCACCUACCUGGAGCAGGUGCGCAUGGGCAUCACGGGAGUUGUGCGGGACAAGGACACAGAGCUGGGAAUCGCUGAUGCUGUCAUUGCCGUGGAGGGGAUUAACCAUGAUGUGACAACAGCUUGGGAUGGGGACUACUGGCGUCUGCUGACCCCAGGGGACUAUGUGGUGACCGCCAGUGCUGAGGGCUAUCACACAUCGACAAGGAACUGCCGUGUCACCUUUGAAGAGGGUCCUGUCCCCUGCAACUUCCGCCUCACCAAGACCCCCAAACAGAGACUGAGAGAGCUGCUGGCAGCUGGGGCCAAGGUGCCCCCUGACCUUCGGAGACGCCUAGAGCGUCUGAGGGGGCAGAACAGUGACAGCUGACAAGCGCCAGAACUGUGGGUGGGCUGGACCUGUCCAGAACUGAAUUGUGGGGGGAAGAGGCUCAUUAAAACCUAUCUGGACCCUC
This is a messenger RNA of Suncus etruscus (white-toothed pygmy shrew), 2224 nucleotides long. It is a transcript of the gene CPXM1, whose product is annotated as carboxypeptidase X, M14 family member 1. Lineage: Eukaryota; Metazoa; Chordata; Mammalia; Eulipotyphla; Soricidae. Gene Ontology annotation, biological process: proteolysis. The transcript has 13 exons. Gene Ontology annotation, molecular function: metallocarboxypeptidase activity; zinc ion binding. The record is from RefSeq and is a predicted model, not a curated record. The coding region runs from base 82 to 2139 and encodes 685 amino acids.